AACUUCAGUCGGUUGCCACUGAGACGUCAAGAGAGGUGGAGUGUGAUGAGAUCACGGAGCAAAAUCCCAACAAAAUCGCCAAUGAAAUAAUUGCAUACGGUCGCGAAGUGUGCUACUUUUCACGCCAUCCAACGUCCAAGUGUCGCGUUCAGUGUCAGUGUUGCGAGCACAAGUGCAUUUUGGAGUACCAGUCAAGAGGAAGAGAUUGCCAAGGGAUUGAGAGGAAGCCACUGCCAAUGCUUCAAUGGACGCAGCGGCGAUAAUAACGCAAGUGUCCCGCGAUGAUGAGCAAUUGAAUGCAUAUCCCGUCGACAAAGCGGAGAAUGUCGACGACAGGCUAAAGCCACCAAAGCGAGGCUUCUUCCAGGCGAUAUUCUGCUGUUGGCGACGAGCGCGGACGAAAAGCAACCAAAAUGGGACGCCGGUGGAUGGAUCAAUUACGCCACCGCCACUUCAGGGACCGCAGAAGUAUUUGCUGCCACCGGUUCGGCAUUCGGAUAUGCACAAGAAGUGCAUGGUUAUAGAUUUAGAUGAGACCCUAGUGCAUAGCAGUUUUAAGCCUAUCCCAAAUGCAGACUUCAUUGUACCAGUGGAAAUCGACGGGACUGUCCAUCAGGUGUACGUCCUCAAGAGGCCGCAUGUUGAUGAGUUCCUGAAGAAAAUGGGUGAACUCUACGAGUGUGUCCUGUUCACAGCUUCACUGGCAAAAUAUGCCGAUCCCGUGGCGGAUUUGCUGGACAAAUGGAACGUCUUUCGGGCGAGACUCUUUCGGGAAUCAUGCGUCUACCAUCGAGGCAAUUAUGUAAAAGACUUGAACAAGUUGGGGAGAGAUUUGCAAAAGAUUGUCAUUGUGGAUAAUUCACCUGCGAGUUAUAUCUUCCAUCCGGACAAUGCGGUGCCAGUAAAGUCCUGGUUUGACGACGUCACGGACUCUGAGCUGCUCGAUUUGAUACCGCUGUUUGAGAAAUUGAGCAAAGUGGAGUCAGUGUAUAGUGUAUUGUGCAAUUCGAAUCAGCCAACGCUGGAAACAGGCAGUCCGCCCAGCACAAAUGACGUGAACAACACGUAACAG
Messenger RNA from Phlebotomus argentipes, 1072 nucleotides. It is a transcript of the gene hzg, whose product is annotated as phosphatase Herzog. The record is from RefSeq and is a predicted model, not a curated record. The transcript is spliced from 5 exons. Lineage: Eukaryota; Metazoa; Arthropoda; Insecta; Diptera; Psychodidae. Gene Ontology annotation, molecular function: RNA polymerase II CTD heptapeptide repeat phosphatase activity. The coding region runs from base 245 to 1069 and encodes 274 amino acids.